UUCAAUGUAACAUUGUAUAUAAAGGAUAAUCUAAUCUAAUCCUUAUAAACAUUGAAGAAAGUACAAAAGAAAGAGAUAUAGACUGCCAUCUACUGCAGUGGAUGUGAAAUUACACUUUAUUCUAGUACGGCAAAUCAUGUUCUUCAGGGUCUCAAACGCCCCCCGUCCCCCACUACCCCCAUUUUGGCCAUCAAUUCGUGUGAUUAAAGACCUAAAUAUUCAGUCUCGGCAGCACAAACAUUUGAAAACCGUUGUUAACUCAUUCUAUGCCACUGACGGCUGUUGAAUUCAAAUAUCCAUGUUACCAUGGAGGACUGGCGCUAUGUUUUGGCAACUGAAAUGUCACUUUCGCUAGCCUUUGCGGUGGACAGAGUAACUACACCCCGGUGUCUCGAGCUUCGAGUAUGUUCGGUGAGUGCUCAAUAGGCGUAAUAAAAACCUAGUUUUUAGCUAAAGUAUAGUUGACAACUUGCUGGAAAUGACGGGAAUGUGUUACAUAACAUAUAAACAUUGCAAAUAUGAAUUUUAACUGCCCCCAUAACAUGUUUGUCCUCUGACCUUUAAAGUGGAAGUUUUUGUAAACAAAAACAUUCCAAAAAUCAGGAGGCCAGCAAGUGGUCAACUUGCACAGUUAAGAUACAGCAUUUUUAGUCACUUUUAGAGAUUUCUAUGAAUUGGGAUAAUUGUACAACGCUAUCACGAGUAGGGCUAAACAUCCAGCACUCAGAUUACUUUGAUUGCGAUGCUUAAUUCAAAAAUAAAUUUUGAAACAAGCCAGAACAGACUUUAUGAGGACUGCUAUACUGUACCACUUGAUGAAACCGUCGAAAGCGGUGAUUCCCAACCACCGUGCCACAGCGCAUUAGUGUGCCGGGAGAGAUCAUCAGAUGCGUUACGGGAAAUUAUUCAAUUUCAUUUCAUUGGUCCGAGAAUUAGAAUUUAUUACCUACAAAUACUGUAUUUUUGGUAAUCUUUUUAUGCCAGUGACAUAUAGUUACAGGCGGAACCAUGAAUUGCUCUUCCACUAGAUCAGUGAUUCUCAAAGUGUGGUACAGUAUCACUACCACCAGUGGUACGUGGACUCCCUCGAGUGUGAAGUGAAAGAAUCACUGAAUUAAAUGUUCAAAAUGUGCAUAAUAUUAGAGUGGGUUAAACGUUCUCUUUAAAAUCCUGUACAGUACAAUUCAGUUGUAUUUAACUUUUAACUGCACUUACGCAAAUAUAACAGAAUUAAGUCAUGGAACGCACAUACUGAGUAUGUACUUGGGGUGAUAAUGAGACCAUCAUUUAUGUUUUGACAUUUUUGUUUGGUGUGCUGUGGGAAUUUUGUAAUGUAAAAUAUGUGCUUUGGCUCAAUAAAUGUUGGGAAAACACUGGUCUUAAGUAUGGCAUUCCUACAUAAGCAUUGUAUUGCAGCUUGACACAUUGGAGUUAAUAUUAUCUGAGUGGUAUUAUUGCUGUUGAUUAAAGCCAUCAGUGUUGACAUUUCAGUUCAACUUUAUCUGCUGGCGCUAAAUGCUCCUGCUUUGACUCUUAACAUUUCGCCUAUAAUGUGUUUGCUGUGGUGGUUUAGUGGAGCAGGCUAAGGGAAGAGGUCGAGAAGUACAAAGGUUGAAUUGUGGAGUCAAGGAACUGAACAGCACACAAGUGGUGCACCGAGCUACGAGAGUGUUCAAGACGAAACCCCUUAGAAGUGGAGAAAUCACUGACUCGGGCAGCUCCGGGAAAACUGCCAGAAAUGGUUAAAAUAAUCUUUUGCUAAACCUCACAGUUGUUAUUUUUUUCUAGUGUCAAGAGUGUUUACAAUUCUGAAUUUAUUUAUGUUGAGGGGGCAGUCGUUUGUAAUGUAGAGGUAGCAACACUUACCUAAUGUUCACUUUCUACUUCAAUAAAAAAAAAAAAAAAAAGCCCAAGAAAGCCAUUAAGAACAAUUCAUGGUUAAAAGUCCUUAUAGUUUUUGGGGGGGAUUAUUACUCGGACUAUCUUUGAUGUGGACCACUGCAGGGGAAUCUGGAAAUGAUGAGGUCAUGUUGUGUUCCAUCUGUGGCGUGGGAAAGUGAACUGCAAACUGAGGUCUCAUCACGGACUUUCACAGGAGACAACACUCACUGUCUCACUCCCGAAUUCCUUCACUAAGCUUCACUAAUCAUUUUGACACAUCAUCUUUUAAUUCAGUCAGUCGUACUUCUGUUACAGCUGAAAUAGUCCUGUGAUGACACAUGUGGUUUUAAGAUUAUGCAUCAGGUUAAAUUAGAAGAGACUUGGUUUGUCUCUGAGUUGAAUGAAGUACCCCCUUGCGUUUAGCGGAGAGGGUUAGCAGUCUUCACAGGAGUGGUCAGUCAGCCGGGAUAGGCUCCAGCAGCCCGCGACCCUAGUGAGGAUGAGCGGUAAAGAAAAUGGAGGGAUGUUUCUUUGUUCCAGCUGUGUGUUGCAUCAUUGCACAGCUUUAUGUGCAGCCCAGCUGUGAUCAACUAUUAUUUCACAAGGAUGAGAUCAACAUUGGCCUCUUUUACAGAAAGACUUCACUAGAUUUUCUGGCAUUUUUAAGAGAAAGGGUGAGGCAUCCACUUAGAUACCAGUAAAUACUAUUCGGAAAAAUACAGAAGUAAUAUUUUUCCCAUUACUACUUACAGUCAGGUCCAUAACUAUUGGCACAUUGACAUAAUUGUCAUCUUCUUGGCUCUAAAAAACACCACAAUGCAUUUGAAAUGAAACAAACAAGAUAUACUUUAACUGUAGAGUUUCACCUUGAACAGUGUCGGAAUGAUAACAGUUUAGAAUUGUGCCUACCACUUUUUAAGGGACCAAAAGUAAUGGGACAGCUGCUCAGCUGUUCCAUGACGCGAUGAUCAUGGAUGGCUACCAAUGGAACUGGUUCCCUUUUAUUUAUUGAUGAUGUGACUGCUGUCAAAAGCAUCAGGAUGAAUUCGGAAGUGCUGCGGGCAAUAUCUGUGCAUUUUCAGCCAAAUGCUUCAGAUCCCAUUGGACGGUAUUAACAGUGCAGAUGGACAAUGACUCAAAGCAUACUGCGAAAGUGUUUUUAAGGCAAAGAAGUGGAAUUUCAUGGAAUGGUUAAGUUAAUCACCUGACCUGUAUCCUAUUGAGCAUGCAUUUGACUUGAUGAAGACAAAAUCAAGUAGAACAGUGUCGCUCUUCAUGAUGCAGAGGUCACUCACCAGGCUAGCACCCAACUACCCCACAUACAAAGUCACAAAUAUUCUAGUGUGGAACAUGAGGAUGGCGACCCCAAAUGGACCAUAGGUGUGAAUGAGAGUGUGAAUUGCUUGACCUGACCUUCUUGUCCAAAGGCAGCUGGGAUAGGCCUCUGCUCACCCGUGAUCUUAAUGAGGAUAAACUGGAUAGAAGACGGACGCCAUAACUGAAAUAAAGUUGUUACUGUUGCAUAAUUGCAGUUACAAUUGCCUUUUCUCUGCUGUGGAGCGACAAGGCCGAGACAUUGAAAGUGGGGCUGCGGUCUGCUGUUCCGUGUGGUCUGGCAAGCAGCAGCGAGCAUCAUGACGUUGUCAUUCAAAAAGGACAUGGACAAGUACAAGGAUCUGGAUGAAGAUGAGAUCCUUAACAGUCUGUCGGCGGAUGAGCUCAAACAGCUGGAGACAGCCCUGGAGGAUAUGGACCCAGAGAAUGCUCUUCUUCCGGCGGGUUUGCGUCAGAAGAACCAAACGACAAAACAAGACACAGGAACCUUUGACAGAGAGCGGCUCCUCAAAUACCUGGAGAAGGAAGCCGUCGAGCAUAAGGACAGAGAGGACAUUGUACCGUUCACUGGAGAGAAGAAAGGCAAAGUAUUUAUUCCUAAACAGAAGCCAAUAGAAACACAACAGGAAAAUGUCACAAAGCUUGACCCGGAAUUGGAGGAAGCCCUGUGCAGUGCCACAGAUACAGAACUCUGUGAUCUUGCAGCAAUCCUGGGUGUUCACACGCUUGUAACCAGCAAUCAGAUGUACGAUGGAACUGGAGCGAAAGAGAGCUACAACAAUGUGGUUAAAGGGGAGAAGAUGAACCCUGUGUUUGACGAGCCACCCAAUCCCACAAAUGUAGAAGAAACGCUGAACAGGAUCAAGAGCAACGAUGCCUCCCUAACCGAGGUCAACCUGAACAACAUUAAGAACAUCCCCGUCCCCACUCUCAAAGACUUUGCCAAAGCCAUGGAGAAAAACACACACGUAAACAAGUUCAGCAUGGCAGCCACACGGAGUAACGACCCCAUUGCAGUGGCGUUCAGCGAAACGCUGAGGGAGAACAAGACGCUGCGCAGUUUGAACUUGGAGUCCAACUUCAUCACCGGUGCUGGAAUGCAGUCGCUGAUUGACGCACUGCGAGACAAUGACACACUCACAGAGAUCAAAAUAGACAACCAGAGGCAACAGCUGGGUACCAAUGUAGAGAUGGAAAUAGCUAAAAUGUUGGAGGAGAACAACAGCAUCGUAAAGUUCGGCUACCACUUCACCAAGCAAGGACCGCGCUCUCGAGCUGCCGCCGCCAUCACAAAGAACAAUGACCUGGUCCGCAGGAGGCGAGUGGAAGGGGACCAGUAGAGGCGGAGUCCCGUCCAUAUCCCAGCCAAUCAUGUCGCUUCAUCUCGCCAUGUGGAAUCAUUUCCACCAAUGCCCUGAUCUCAUCUCAACGUGUGGAACAAGUCUUGUGCCAAACUGUGGGGCAAGGCGCACUCAGCAAGAACGUACAUCUGAGACGAAGAGAAAUAACUGGAAUGAAACGCCCCUCUCUCCCAUAUAUACGUUUAUUAUGAUGAUGAUGAUGAUGAUUAUUAUUAUUAUUAUGCUGUCAUUGAAGGUGGAAAUCAAAUUAGUUUUAAAGUCUUUCCAUUUCAGCUGCUCCCUGGUUUCAGCCUUGAACCAAUCUGUCCUGACCUUUUACUUUUUUUCUUUUAUACUGAUGGAACAUAAAUAAUUGUUAAUAUUGCAUAGCAGAGUAGAACUAACCAUUUAACAUUCAGGAUCACCUCAUGGAACACCAGGGUCACACCGGCCACGCACAGAGCAGGUCUGCCGUACCUUUAAAAAAAAAAAAAAAAAAAAAAAAAACCCUCCAUAGCUCUUAAAUAUCCACGCGGCUCCCUGUCUCUAUGUACCAACUUUGUAAUAAUCGCAAGUGAAGGCACAUGUUGGCUGCGUUUGUUGUAUUUUUUUUUUUAAUUGACGCUAUCUUGUAAAACCUCACAACGGCUGCGUGUUCCGAUUCAUUACGAGCAAAGCAUGUUGCGUGAAGUCAGUGCUGAUGAUGUGCUGCUGUCAGCCUAAUAAAUGCUGACUCGCCCCUUCUAGUUCAAUACUGUAUCCACUCGAAAGUACCACUGCAUCGUGUUUUAGAUUUCGCCAUGCUUGUAUUUUAACUGAUUUGUUUCCCCGACCUCCUGUAACAAAUGGCGAGCCUAACUCUACUGAGUAAACGUUGAAUGGAACUAUAAAGUAAACGGGAUAUUCAUGUCAUUCAGUAGUGAAGAGGUUUAACAGACGAAGCCAUAAAUGUGUUCUGUGAUGUUAAACCAUGCCAAAGACCAAGACAUGCAUCGUUUUGGACCUCGUGUUUAUAUUGGACUAGGUUUUGGCUUAAAUGGUCACUUCCUCAUAGUGUCAUUUGUUAAACAUUCCUUGUGCUUGCCUUUUUUUUUUCUUCAGUAUUGCGUUGUUAUUCUUUUGGGAGGUAUAAUUUAUAGGUAAAACAGUCAAUAUGAAGUGACACAACAAAGGAAGCACGUUAAAUGUGUAUGUACAUGAAAGAGUGUGUUUCCCCACUAUUCCUGAGAAAAGGGUCACCAACCUCUUUAACACUUAGCGCUACUUCUUGGGUACUGAUUAAUGAUGAGUGCAAAGGGCUUAUUGUGAUACACACUUCUGAAAUAACACAUUUGCUCAAAUUACCUUUAUUUGUUAUCAUGUGAAGACCGAUCAUUUUAAUGGUUCGUCACUGUAAUUAUCAAGAAUGAUCGAGCAAGGUAGGAAAAGGGGAAAUAUUGAAAUGCAACACUUAAGUCAAAAGCGACGAGAGAACAAUGGGCACAACGACAGCCAUAUCAACAACAGUAAUAGUCCCAUUACUAUAAAUUUGUUGGUGACCCCUGCCCUUAAAAAUACACAAUUGACACCUCCCCAGUAAAGGUUUACAAUUGCCUACAGCUGCCACCCGAGGGCUGCAAAGCACUACUGUGUUAAUGAACCUCCUCGACUCACUUCAACAUAGUUUUUCUGCAGCAAGAUUGGUCUGAGCACGAAAGCCACGGUUAAACUGUCUUUGUGGCACAGGUUCACUUUUCUGGCAUGACAUCUUGUUCAAGCGGUCCUAUUGAGCGCGAUCUAUUUUAACUUCAAAUAGCACAUUCCUUUGACGUGAUCGAUAUCUGAGCCGUGUGUGUUGGGUUCUUUGCACGCGCGCUUCAUCCACGCUCACGUCCUCUUUUGUCUUUUCACUUCAUUCACAGAGCGGACAGCUCACGUGCAGCUUCUUUGGUGGGAUUUGUCGAUUAUCUGUGACUGGUGUGUAUGAAUUGUAAAAUGGCAUCUCAAAUGCAAGGUGUGUACAGCACAGCUUUGCACAACUACUGUGGCAAAUAUUUUUUUUUUGUACAUUAUGUUAAAAUAGGUGCCCACUCAACAUUAAGACAGAAAAAAAAAAAGAUUGGUGAAACGCACUGCUGAAUAUAUGAUAUCUUCAACAAUAAAUGUUUUUACACUCAA
This is a messenger RNA of Phyllopteryx taeniolatus (common seadragon), 6713 nucleotides long. It is a transcript of the gene tmod2, whose product is annotated as tropomodulin 2. The transcript has 10 exons. The coding region runs from base 3516 to 4556 and encodes 346 amino acids. Gene Ontology annotation, molecular function: tropomyosin binding. NCBI's taxonomy places the organism in Eukaryota, Metazoa, Chordata, Actinopteri, Syngnathiformes, Syngnathidae. Gene Ontology annotation, biological process: pointed-end actin filament capping; myofibril assembly; muscle contraction. The record is from RefSeq and is a predicted model, not a curated record. Gene Ontology annotation, cellular component: striated muscle thin filament; myofibril.